Atta colombica is the source of this 2176-nucleotide messenger RNA. RefSeq names its product UDP-N-acetylhexosamine pyrophosphorylase (gene mmy). The transcript has 4 exons. Lineage: Eukaryota; Metazoa; Arthropoda; Insecta; Hymenoptera; Formicidae. Gene Ontology annotation, molecular function: UDP-N-acetylglucosamine diphosphorylase activity. The record is from RefSeq and is a predicted model, not a curated record. Gene Ontology annotation, biological process: UDP-N-acetylglucosamine biosynthetic process. The coding region runs from base 705 to 2120 and encodes 471 amino acids.
GAUUAUUUUAUCGUACACCCACCAUUGCAACGAUUUCACCGUUACAAGAUUGAUAAGACAUAAAGGAAUGUUUAUCACUUAUCGAUAGCGGCGCCAUACAAUUUUACGUGCUGGUUUGUGAGUGGUCUCUUUUGUUUGAUUCGCUGACAGCUGUGAAAUGGUUAGAAGAAACGAAAUAAACAAGGAGCUUGUCUGCUUGUUGAUACUGACAGGUUAUCUGUCUCCUAUUAUUGAAUGUUACAUCGCAGAAGAAUUAAUUCUUCUAAACGACGGCAUCCACGACACGAGUCACAUCGAUCACGCGGACGACGGCUCGUUGUAAAACGUUAUAAGAUAUGGUAGAAAAGAAAAAGGAGAUCGUAUGCGCGGAGAAGGCCGGUUUGGCGGGAGGGGUCGAUAAGAGAAAUCAAACCGGGCGUGCUACGUGGAAUCGUGAAAGUGAAGGUAUGUUGCCGCUACUUGUGGUCGCGAGAGAGGCCGAUCGAACCCGAUGAAUACCUGUUGCCUCUUUCUCGUUUUUUCCCAUGCGCUCGCGUUCACGUCUUGACUGUCUCUUAAGUAGUCUUGACGUGACGUGGGCAGCUGUAUCGAGAUUGAAGGAUUUACACAGAACACACGACGAUAAACGCGACACGCGAUAAGGGGAUACACUUUCCAUAAGCGUUCGCAAGUGUCAAACGCAGAUUAUUGACACGACAUAGAGUAUGGAGCAUUUAAAAAAGAAGCUAAGCGAGUAUGAUCAGGAACAUCUGCUCACAUUUUGGGAGGAGUUAGUGGAUGAGGAUAGGAACCAGCUGGAAAAUGAUAUAGAUGAGCUUGAUCUGCAGGAAGUUACGGCAUACUUUAAGAAGGCUGUAGAAUCCUCUCAGACCAUUGCUCAGAAUACAUUAGAUGACAAGAUACAGCCAAUCGAUCAGACCAAGAUAGCUUCUGUCAAGACGUCCACUGAGGAAGAAUUGAAUACAUAUAAGGAACAUGGUUUGAAAGAAAUAGCCCAAGGUUGCGUGGCUGUAUUAUUGUUGGCAGGUGGUCAAGGAACACGACUAGGAGUUACCUAUCCUAAAGGAAUGUAUGAUGUUGCAUUGCCAUCACAUAAAACACUUUUUCAAUUGCAGGCGGAAAGAAUACUCUACUUGCAAAGUAUGGCACAACAACAAUGUGGGAAACACGGAGAGAUAACUUGGUAUAUCCUUACUAGUGAAGCUACUCAUGACGCCACUGUCGAAUAUCUAAACAAACGCAAUUAUUUUGGUUUAAAAGAGAAAAAUGUCAAAACCUUCAAACAGGGUAUGCUGCCGUGUUUCACCUUUGAUGGAAAAAUUAUUUUGGACACUAAGUAUCGUGUUUCCAAGGCUCCUGAUGGUAAUGGAGGAUUGUAUCGCGCUUUGAAAGCUCAAGGAAUAUUGAAUGAUAUGGAACAACGCGGUAUCCGGAGUGUUCACGUACAUUCCGUGGAUAAUAUUUUGGUAAAAGUAGCAGAUCCUAUAUUCAUAGGAUAUUGCUUGCUAUCUGAAACCGACUGCGGAGUUAAAGUUAUCGAAAAGUCUUCUCCUUCUGAAGCCGUUGGCAUAGUUUGCAAAGUGGAGGAUCACUAUCAAAUAGUUGAAUACAGCGAAAUAACAAAGGAAACUGCAGAGCUUCGACAUGUCAAUGGACAAUUGAUAUAUAAUGCUGCUAAUAUAUGCAAUCACUAUUUUACGAUCGACUUUUUGAAGGACAUUGCAUACCUUUAUGAGAAAGAUCUACUUUUGCACGUAGCAAAAAAGAAAAUUUCAUACGUUAAUGACGACGGAGAAAGAAUCGUUCCAAAAAUUCCUAACGGUAUUAAAAUAGAAAAGUUUGUGUUUGACGUAUUUCCUUUCGCACAGAAUUUUGCAGUGUGGCAGGGAACGCGCGAGGAGGAAUUUAGUCCGCUGAAAAAUUCAAAUUCCGUUGGUCAAGAUUGUCCAAGCACCGCUCGUAUUGAUUUGCUCAAUUUACACAAAAAGUGGCUGUUGAAAGCAGGUGCAAAACAAGUCGGAGACGACGUCGAAAUCUCUCCUUUGCUCUCGUAUGCGGGAGAAAACUUGUGUCAAAUCGUAAACGGUCAAUCUUUCGUGGGACCACAAGUUCUCGAAUAAUAAGAAAGAAAUUUUUUUCAUUCUUCUAUAAUAAUGACAUAUUUAGAAUAUUUAUA